This is a messenger RNA of Penicillium hordei, 1134 nucleotides long. Its product is annotated as polysaccharide lyase family 1 protein. Gene Ontology annotation, molecular function: pectate lyase activity. The record is from RefSeq and is a predicted model, not a curated record. The transcript is spliced from 4 exons. Bases 1 to 1134 code for a protein of 377 amino acids. NCBI's taxonomy places the organism in Eukaryota, Fungi, Ascomycota, Eurotiomycetes, Eurotiales, Aspergillaceae.
AUGAAGAUCACAGCUAUCUUUGCAGCACUCGCUGUGCGAGCCGCUGCCGUCGGUGUCACCGGCGCCGCAGAGGGUUUCGCCAAGGGCGUCACUGGUGGUGGCUCUGCCACCCCUGUCUACCCCAGCACCACAGCCGAGCUGGUCUCGUACCUGGGUGACUCUUCCCCUCGCGUGAUUGUUCUCUCCAAGACUUUCGACUUCACCGGCACUGAGGGAACUACCACCGGCACUGGCUGCGCUCCUUGGGGUACUGCCUCUGCUUGUCAGCUUGCCAUCAACCAGAACAACUGGUGCAAAAACUACGAGCCGAAUGCGCCCUCCGCCUCUGUCAAAUAUGACAACGCCGGUACCCUCGGCAUAACCGUCAAGUCCAACAAGUCCAUCGUCGGCUCCGGCAGCGCCGGUGUCAUCAAGGGCAAGGGUCUCCGUAUCGUCAGCGGCGCGAACAACGUCAUCAUCCAGAACAUCGCCAUCACCGACAUCAAUCCCAAGUACGUCUGGGGCGGUGACGCCAUCACCAUCAACAACGCUGACAUGGUCUGGAUCGACCACGUCACCACUGCCCGUAUCUCUCGCCAGCACAUCGUGCUCGGCACCGAGGCCUCCAAGCGCGUCACUAUCUCCAACAGCUACAUCAACGGUGCCAGCGACUACUCCGCUACCUGUAACGGAUACCACUACUGGGGCGUCUACCUCGAUGGAUCCAGCGAUCUCGUUACCAUGAAGGGUAACUACAUCUACCACACCAGUGGACGUGCGCCCAAGGUUCAGGGCAACACCCUUCUGCACGCUGUCAACAACUACUGGUUCGACAACUCCGGCCACGCCUUCGAGAUCGGCGCUGGCGGCUACGUUCUCGCUGAGGGUAACGUGUUCCAGAACAUCGUUGCUGUUGUCGAGACUCCUAUUGCUGGACAGCUGUUCUCCUCGCCCGAUAGCAACACCAACGCUGUCUGCAGCUCUCACCUCGGCCGUUCCUGCCAGCUCAAUGGAUUCGGAUCUUCCGGAACCUUCAGUGGCCGCGCUGAUACUGGAUUCUUGGCCAACUUUGCUGGAAAGAACAUUGCUUCUGCUGCGGCUUACACUUCCGUUGUUGCCAGUGUUAAUGCUAACGCCGGUCAGGGUAAGCUUUGA